AUGCAGGGUUCGUCUUCGCUGCCAGCUGCCUUGAGCAGUAGCAAAUGGAUCGCAGCCUUCCUCGCGAAGCACCGCAAUGACGAUGACAUUUAUGUCCGAACACCUGAACCACGAUCUUCCGAAAAUGAAGUCAAGUUUCAGGGUUUCUAUCACAAGGCUACAGCCGAAAUGCGCAGUGUUUUCCGUAGCACAAAGUCAAGUGACGACUCUGUCCAGGACGGCAAGCACAACACUCUUCUGCACAAGCGAACCCGUUCCGCCCCUACUACCCACUACGUACCUCAUGUACUAGAAACUAUCGGCGAGGAACAAGAGGAGCAGAAGUGUUCCGCCCUCAAGUCCUUUGUGAAUGCCGCCAAAGAAAGCGAAGAUGACCGAAAGACCGCUACUACAACUCCCCAGGAGUCUACCGAUCGUGUUGCCCACGAUGGGGAUAACGUAUCUAUCCGCACUACGUGCACCGUCAUUAUUCGACAGGCCACUCUUAACGACAUCGCCGAAGAGACUUGUGUCAACGCAGACAACAUUCAGACAUCAACUACUCACGAUGUCCAGAAACCCAAGUCUGUCAGUUUCGAUGUCCGAUCCUCUCAAGGAUCGCGAAAAGUGUCACCAAUUGAGUGUCGUGGUUCUAUCAUCACGCCUUCUAUGAUGAGCGAACAGGGAACUGCUACCCCCGAACCACCAAAGAAGAAGAAGAAAGCGUCCAGUAUCUCCUCUUCUAUCUUCUCUUUCGUGGGAAAAGUUGUCAGACUCGGACGAAGUUCGCCCUCUGUAAAGAAGGCCAACAAAACUCGACGACACGAGCUCCGAGAUGAGCUCCCUAACUCUAACAACCUUCGUCCAAUCCUCAAGUGGAAUCUUCCUCAAGAAGACAAUGCUAUGGGUGACUUAAUCAGAAACUUCUCCGGUCCUUUGACUCCUCCCGAUAGCCUCGACACAUCAACCCCUCCCCCCUCUGCUAAGUAUGGCAGAAAUUUCUCCGACCUAUCUGCGUUUGACAACUCUGUGGAAGAUUUGAUGCCCAUCCCAGCCAAACGCCUAGUCUCGGGACGAGUCAUUUCCGACAGCGAGUCGAUGCCAGAAUUUGACGACACCAUCAACAACCCGAGACUCCGACCAAGAGGCAAACCUGUCCUCCAAAAUGCAAACAAUGUCAUGAGCGAUGAGGAAGUUCAUGUUACCCCGGUCCAUGAGACUUUGUCUCAGGCUUAUGCCCGCCACCAAGACUGCUAUCGCCGAAUCAAGGCGAUGUACGACCGUAAUGGCAUUGAUCGAACUGGCAAGCUCCUUGCAUGCGAGUCAAAGCAGCGCGAAGAGGUAGAGCAGCGCCAGGUUCGUGAGAUGACCGAGGACCUCGAGCAGCCCCCUCAGGAUAUCCAGACUGAAGAGCAAGAGGAGAACGAGCCUCUUCCCCAGGAAACAGUCGUUUCUGAAAAGACUGCCCCAUCUAACCCAUCUACCCCCCCUCACGACGAUGCUCAGGAACGAGUUGAUGUCAACGAGGAACCUAUCAUGGAGUCCAUCGAACAUGACUUCACCGCACCCGACGCUACUGUUGCCAUCUCUACCCAGAACCCCUAUGACGAGCAGCCGGCCGAUCAAGAGCCUGACACCGCCGCCGCUCAUACAAAUGAUACUUCUUCUACCUCCACCUGGUCGCAAAACGGUGACAUUCCCCUCCCUCUUGGAGUAACCCUUACCCGUGCUGCCAUGGUUCAUCACGAAAAUGAAGAGUAUUCUACCUUUUUCAAGUCUCUUCAGAACGUCCGAGAGAAGAGCCCCGAUCGAUUCUGUGGCCGUCAAGGUUCGUUUAGUGUACGCGCUUGGCUCGACCAGACUUACGAGCAUGAGCAUGAGAUGGCACGAGACCGCGCCGCUCUGAAGUUCUUCCACGGACCCCAUUCUACUACUGAGAAUGAAGACGACACACUUUCUGAUCUUGGAUACUUUCCCACUCCUGCCGAGACCCGUGACGCCUUGAACCAUCCUGAUGCUCCUAAGAUCCGAGGUUCCAGCCCCAAGGAGGCGAUGCGAAUUUGGAACGCUGACGUGAAAUCUCUUGAGGUGGCGAACAUGAAGAAAGAGACCCUGCAAGCUGAGGUCAAAUCAUCACUGACCCGGAAUGAACUCAUUGAAGAUGAAGAGGAUCGUGCUGAGCGAGUUACUUAUCUUUACCUUCAGAAGAAGCUGAAGGCCCAAGUAUCCGACGAGGACAAGGCGACCCAUUUCCGCCACGUCCGAAAGGUCUGCCGAGAAUUCGAGAAGGCACUCGAGGUAGUCCAAAAGCGUGCUGUCCUUGCCAACAAGGAAGCUACCGACGCCGAGAUCUGUGUUGAGUACCUUCAGCGAAGCUACCAUGAGAUGGAAGAAAACAUCCACUGUUUCACUGAGUCCCUCGGAUACAAGCGUGCCGAUAACCUGGUCGAUGCCAUGGAGCUGGUCAAGAAGACUGAACGCGAGGAGAACAUUGACAUCCGCGAGGUCCAGCGCCUGGAUAUUGCUGAGCCAGAGAGCCCCGACUCCUAUGGUGCCACUGAGUGGUGUGCUGUCCAGGCCCAGGGCGACAACAACAUCGGCCCUGAGAACCCUACCGAUAUCUUCUUCUAA
This is a messenger RNA of Fusarium graminearum PH-1, 2610 nucleotides long. RefSeq lists its product as uncharacterized. The record is from RefSeq and is a predicted model, not a curated record. Bases 1 to 2610 code for a protein of 869 amino acids. The transcript is spliced from 10 exons. Lineage: Eukaryota; Fungi; Ascomycota; Sordariomycetes; Hypocreales; Nectriaceae.